Python bivittatus (Burmese python) is the source of this 2319-nucleotide messenger RNA. The record is from RefSeq and is a predicted model, not a curated record. Lineage: Eukaryota; Metazoa; Chordata; Lepidosauria; Squamata; Pythonidae.
AUGACGAGGGGGUUACAGCCUCCAUUUGAUGCGAACAAAACAGGACCAGCAUACACUGGACGGGAAACCAUCUACCCAGAUUGCUCCCUUCACAUCCAGAACUUAAGUUUAAGUGAUGCUUCAAACUACAAGCUGAAAGAAACAGGAACUGGAGCUUCUUAUAUAGGAAAUGUAAGCUUCACUGUCCAAGAGUUUCUGCCCAAGCCAGAUGUGACAGUCUUUCCAAGCCCUUUCCUUGUGGAAAAAGCCUCCGUUCAGCUAGUCUGCCAUACAACCAUCACAAAAAUUGUUCAGUGGCUUAAGAACGGAAAACCUGUCAGUGACGACGCCCAUCUCACAGACCAUAACCGGACACUCUCCAUUCCGUCUGUAACCAGGAAUGACACUGGGAGUUAUGAGUGCUUUGUUUCCAAUGGAAUCAGCAAUGUAACAAGUGAUCCAGUAUACCUCAGUGUGAUCUAUGGUCCAGAUACACCUACGAUCCGGCCAACUGAAAUAUGUUAUGCAGAACACAGCGUCAUUAUCCUCUUCUGCUCAGCUGAUUCAUUUCCCCAGCCUCAGUAUGUUUGGUUUCAUAAUAAAAAGCAGAUAGAAACCGGGCCAACAUUAGUCAUUAAAGAUUUCACUGAGGACAACACUGGGGAGUAUACAUGCGAAGCCAGAAAUGAACUCCUUAACCUCCGAAAGAGAAGCGCUGUUCAAAAGCUUUACUUGGAGAAAAGUUGUGUAAGCAACGUCACCAUCACUGGUCCACCAGAGGCCAUCGAGGGCCAGUCGAUCAUAUUGCACUGCACAGCAAAUGGUGACAGUGUUUCUUAUUCUUGGACCAAAGGAAGCCACGAGGUGCAUCCAGAUGGCCGCAUCUCUUUGACAAAUAACAACCAAAACCUUGAGUUUAACCCAUGUCACCGAAGUGAUGCUGCUGACUAUACAUGCCAUGCUUCCAACAGCUUCUCUUCCAAUAAGAGUGACCCCUAUCGCUUAGAUAUCAUCUAUGGACCUGACCCUCCUAUCAUCAAUGAGACAAUUGACUUGCCACGGGCGCAACUCAAUCUAACUUGCAAAGCUGCUGCCUUUCCUGACACAGAGAAAAUAUGGUUUUACAAUGGGAACCCAGUUCCAGAAAGACCCACGAUGCUCAGUCUAAAUAUCGUCAAAGAGAACUCUGGAAAUUAUACUUGUCGAGCGAUAAAUACCCUCUCGGGGGUGACACGCGAGACCACCCUGGAAAUUGACAUGAUAGAAUUUCUGCCCAAGCCCAACGUGAUUGCCAAACCAAGCAAUUCCAUUGAGGAAUUUGCCUCAGGUAGUCUAACCUGCAAUACAUCGGAAGACCUAAACAUUAAGUGGUUUAAGAAUGGAGAACUCUUCAAGAAGGAGUCCCAGCUCUUAGACAAUAAUCAGACUCUCUUUAUUCCUUCUGUAAUCAAGAGUGAUGCUGGGAGAUAUCAGUGCCAAAUUUCUAACACAAACAGCACGAGAAUAAGUGACGUUCUCAACCUCAACGUUCUCUAUGGCCCAGAUACACCUGAAAUCCAGCCAACUGAACGAUACUAUGAAGAACACAGCAAGGUUCUGCUGUCCUGCACCGCUGAUUCCUGUCCCCAGCCUCAGUAUGUUUGGUUUCAUAAUGGAAAGCGAUUAGAUACCGGGCCAAAAUUAUUCAUUGUAGAUUUCACAAAGGACAAAACGGGGAGCUAUAUCUGCCAGGCUGAAAAUGAACUCCUUCGCAAGAAAAGAAAUAGCAGCAGUUUGGAAAUUUACUUAGAGAAAAGUCGUGUAAGCCAGGUCACCAUCACUGGUCCAUCAAAGGCCAUAGAGAACAAGUUGAUCUCCUUGCGCUGCACAUCGAGAGGUGAAAAUGUUUCUUAUUCUUGGACCAAAGGAAGCCAGGUGGUGCAUUCAGGUGGCCGCAUCUCUUUGAUAAACAACAACCAGACCCUGAGGUUCAACCCAUGUCACCGAAGUGAUGCUGCUGACUAUACAUGCCAUGCUUCCAACAGCAUCUCUUCUGAUAAGAGUAACCCCUAUCGCUUAGAUAUCAUCUAUGGACCUGACCCUCCUAUUAUCAAUGAGACUAUUGACGUCCCUCAAGAACAACUCAAGCUCACUUGCAAUGCUGCUGCCUUUCCUCCUGGAUUUUAUACCUGGUUUUACAAUGGGAUGGAACUGGCUGACAAGAUCCUCUUUCAGAAAAUCAGCCAAGAGAAUUCUGGAAACUAUACUUGCCGUGUGAUCAAUCCGGUCUCUUUCCUGAAGAGAAAUACCACCUUGGAGAUUGACAUGAUAAGAAAGUUCAAAAGCCGAAAACGGAAAUGA